UGUCCAGUCGACAUGUGCAGCUUCAAAACAACACCAGCACAUUAUUUUAGACCUAUUCCAUAAGUCGCUUCUGCCAUCAGAAUGUAUUGCAUUUUCAGCACUGAUUCAAUAUUGCGAAAAGGUUUUGUAGCUAAUUUCCUAGAACUGUAGUAAUAAUGCGCUGUUUUGGUCUCACUCACUUCCCAGUUACAUUGUUAGUGGCAACGUUAGCUGGCUAACGGUAGCUAGCUAGUUCGCUAACGUUAGGAAACCGUUAUCAUGUCAACCAUAAAGUAUUGUAUGUUAGGUAACAAUGUAGUUACACGUUUAUUCCCCAAAGGGACCUAUUCGUGGUGUGUACAGUUGAAGCAGCCGCAGUUUUACUGCGCAGAGAACUGGCUUAAGUUACCAACAAGUUAUAAGAGAUCACAUCAUGUCAAUCAAUCAUCAUAUCAGUAUAUCUCACAAUAUGGGCUUCAACGUCACAGAGCUACAACAGUGUCAUGGCAGACAUCUAUCCCCUUACAACACAGACGCUUUUCACUGUCAACAUACCAGCUGAAAAUUAGGGAUGAUGACCAUACUCCAGGACAUGAAAGCCUGGGCAGGGAGGAGGACGAUUAUAUAGAUGACAGUGAGAUAGAUGAGCUGUUUCAGCACCAGAUCCCUAUGGUCGGAGAGGGAGACCACCGCAUCUUCAUCGUCCAUCCUGAUGUGAAAUGGGGAAGCAGGAAGCAGUACCUUACCACAGCCAAUCUGAUGAUGGCGGAGGCAGUGGGUUUGGUCAACACUCUAGACAACUGGAGUGUCAUCGACAAGAUCAUCCUCUCCACCAAGACACCAGAGAAAAAGAUGAUCUUUGGCAAAGGCAACUUCCAGACGCUCACAGAGAGAAUCAGAAGAACUCCGGGAGUAACUGCUGUGUUUGUCAACGUGGAGCGCCUGUCCCCUGCCUCAGAGAAAGAGUUUGAGGAGGCGUGGGGGGUGAAGGUGUUUGACAGAUACUCUGUGGUUCUCCAUAUCUUCCGCUGUAAUGCCAGAACCAAGGAGGCCAAGCUACAGGUCUCCUUGGCUGAGAUUCCACUUCUCAGAUCCCGUUUGAGAAAUGAAGUGGCCAACUUGGACCAGCAGGGUGGGGGCUCCAGAUACAUUAUGGGUUCAGGUGAGACGCUGAUGGAGGUACAGCAGAGAGUUUUGCAGGAGAGAGAGCUGAAAAUCUGCUCUGCUCUGCAACAUCUGAGGAGGAAGAGACACCUGCUCCGCUCCCAACGCAAAAACAGAGACUUCCCCAUCAUCUCUGUUAUGGGCUAUACCAACUGUGGUAAGACGACUCUGAUCAAGGCGUUGACUGGUGACGCUGCGCUGCAGCCUAGAGAUCAGCUGUUUGCCACGCUGGACGUCACGGUGCACGCCGGCACGCUGCCGAGUCACAUGACUGUGCUUUAUGUGGACACCAUCGGCUUCCUGUCCCAGCUUCCCCACCGGCUCAUAGACUCCUUCUCCGCUACUCUGGAUGACGUAACUCACUCUGACCUGAUAGUCCAUGUGAGAGACAUCAGCCACCCAGAGACUGUGAACCAGAAGGAGAAUGUGUUGAAUGUCCUGAGGAACCUUCAGAUCCCAGACAGACUGCUGAGGUCCAUCGUAGAAGUUCAUAAUAAGAUAGAUCUGGUGGACAGCUAUGAGCCCUCUGAGCCCAACAGCCUGCCUAUCUCUGCUCUGAGAGGACAGGGUCUGGAGGAGCUGAAGAUAGUCGUAGAAGAAGCUAUAAUGAGAUCUACAGGGAAACAGGUCCUGACUCUCCCUGUGGACCUCAGCAGCUCCCAGUUAAGCUGGCUGUACAAGGAGGCAACAGUUCAGGAAGUGGACGUUAACCCAGAUGAAGGUUCCGCUGUCGUCAAGGUGAUCAUCAGUGCUGCUGCGUACGGACGCUACAGGAAGAUGUUCUUAGGUAGUUAGAAACACUACAGGUCUAAACCCUGGAUGAUUGACAGGAGGCUUUAUUGAAGCCACCGCGCUGCAAUAGAAAUGCAUUUAUUAUAUUCCAGACACCUUAAUGCAGACUUCAGAAAUGUUUUAUGUUAGCUUAACAUACAAAUAAAAACAUUUUCCUUAAUAAAGUAUUAUUUUUUGAGUAUUGUUACUGUCCCCACUACAACAACAAAAAAAUACUUGUAUAAUGGCUACGGUGUAUCAAAAUGGACAAACGGUACUACCAGUAUAGCCAUUUUUUUUCUUGUUUUUCAAGCAAGGGUCUUUUAAGGGAGUAUGGAGCACACUUGUUCGGUUCAGUUUGGCGAGUUUGGCUGAACUGAACCAUGCUGAAGCCUUUACCAAUAAUCACUGUUACCGACAGUUCCUGUUAUAACAUCCUUUUAUUAGGGAACACAACAAGCUGUUUCAUCAGAAAACCAAACUACUCUUGUUGUAUGAAUGAUAAAAUGCAUUUAAAUGUAAAUAUGUUAACAGGAAAGUGAGAAGGUAUGACAGUAUAUUGAUUAAUUAUUAACUGUCUAUCGUGUUUCACAUCUCACCUGGGCUGGAUCUGCUUGUGUCAAUGGAGAAACAAUGCAUGUGUAACGUGAUCUUUUAAAUUGAAUAUAUCAUCACUGUAAAACAGUGUAAUAUUCCUGGACGUAUUUGAAUAUCCAUUUAAAAAGGAAAGACGGAUGUCUGAAUAAGAGGUAGCCUAUUUAGUGGUUCUUUUGGAAUGACUUGUUGUGGGCUGAAUGACCCUCUAAAACAACAUAUUGACCUGUACUGUAAUAUUGACCUUUUCUGUUGAAAAACCCGUAGCAUUGAAAGGGGAAUACGGAUGAGGAACAGGGGCUUCAGGCAAAAUUCAUACCCCUUAUUCCACAUGUUGCAGCCUGAAUAAAACAGUUAUUGAUUGUUUUUAUC
This is a messenger RNA of Oncorhynchus masou masou (cherry salmon), 2880 nucleotides long. It is a transcript of the gene gtpbp6, whose product is annotated as GTP binding protein 6 (putative). The coding region runs from base 259 to 1938 and encodes 559 amino acids. Gene Ontology annotation, cellular component: cytoplasm. NCBI's taxonomy places the organism in Eukaryota, Metazoa, Chordata, Actinopteri, Salmoniformes, Salmonidae. Gene Ontology annotation, molecular function: GTP binding; ribosome binding. The transcript is spliced from 10 exons. The record is from RefSeq and is a predicted model, not a curated record.